This is a messenger RNA of Athalia rosae (coleseed sawfly), 1888 nucleotides long. It is a transcript of the gene stck, whose product is annotated as LIM and senescent cell antigen-like-containing domain protein 1. The record is from RefSeq and is a predicted model, not a curated record. The transcript is spliced from 7 exons. Gene Ontology annotation, cellular component: focal adhesion; cytoplasm; cell-cell junction. Gene Ontology annotation, biological process: cell-cell adhesion; cell-cell junction organization; positive regulation of substrate adhesion-dependent cell spreading. Lineage: Eukaryota; Metazoa; Arthropoda; Insecta; Hymenoptera; Athaliidae. Bases 226 to 1236 code for a protein of 336 amino acids.
GAAUUAUAUCACAGGCGUGCACUGUCACGAGAGAAUUUGCUUGAAACAAGAAGCACCGAUGAAUCUGAUAAUGAACAAUCCAUCUUCAUAUGCGACUAUGAAGAGUUGGUUGAAUGGGCAGGCUUUGACAAACCUCCAAAACUUCCACCUAGGAAUUUUGAAAAUGCAUAUAUUGAAAUCAAUAACCCAAGUAAAAAACUCAUCAACAAAACAGGAGUCACCGGGAUGUCGUUGGACCACAUGUUUUGCUCCCGCUGUCGCGAAGGCUUCGAACCGCAUGAGAAAAUAGUCAAUUCUCGCGGAGAGUUGUGGCACCCACAAUGUUUUGUGUGUGCACAGUGCUUUCGUCCUUUUCCCGAAGGAAUUUUCUACGAGUUUGAAGGUCGCAAAUACUGCGAGCAUGAUUUUCACGUUUUGUUUGCUCCCUGUUGUGGAAAGUGUGGUGAAUUUGUUAUUGGCCGAGUAAUCAAAGCCAUGAACGCUAAUUGGCAUCCAGGUUGCUUCCGUUGUGAGGAGUGUAGUGGCGAGCUAGCGGAGUCUGGUUUCAUGAAGUGCCAAGGAAGAGCUUUAUGCCACACUUGUAAUGCUCGAAUCAAGGCCGGUGCUCUUGGAAAGCAUAUUUGUCAUCAAUGCCACGGAGUUAUUGACGACAAACCUCUCCGUUUUCGUGGCGAGGUAUACCACCCAUAUCAUUUUAACUGUACAGCUUGUGGAGUUGAAUUAAAUGCUGAUGCCCGAGAAGUGCGUUCAAGGCCUGGAUUUGCAGCUAAUGACAUGAACGAACUGUACUGUCUGAGGUGCCAUGACAAGAUGGGAAUCCCGAUUUGCGGAGCUUGCCGUCGGCCGAUAGAGGAGCGCGUUGUAACUGCUCUAGGCAAACAUUGGCAUGUGGAGCACUUUGUUUGUGCCAAAUGUGAAAAGCCAUUUUUGGGUCAUCGUCAUUAUGAGAAGAAGGGCUUGGCUUAUUGCGAGACUCACUACCAUCAACUCUUCGGAAAUCUAUGUUUUGUGUGCAAUCAAGUUAUCGCAGGAGAUGUAUUCACAGCGCUAAACAAGGCGUGGUGUGUCCAUCACUUUGCUUGCGCAUUUUGUGAUCAGAAGAUGAACCAGAAGACCAAAUUCUUUGAAUUUGAUCUCAAACCAGCUUGCAAGAAAUGUUAUGAGAAAUUUCCUCAAGAAUUGAGAAGGCGCAUGCGUCGUAUGCACGAUCUCAAUCCAAAAAAGAUUCCUGCCUAAAUCAGAGUCAAAGCGCUUAUCCCGCUUCUAUGUCUUUAAUGAAGUAAGUUUAAAAUAUUUAUUAAUAAUUUUAUCAUCAUUAUGCCACGCCUGAAAAAUUGGAUGUUGAUAAACUUAGCGUCGGUACAGUUUUAUGAAAUAACCAAAGUAAAAUUUUAUAUUCCUUAUCGGUAUAUGAUUAUAAUAUGAACGAUGUUUAUCGCAUAUACUAUUGAAUUAAUCUUUAUUCAUUUAAAGUUGAAAGUUUUUGAUAUAUUGGGCUAACAAAUAAUUGGCAAUAAGACAUUUCUUGCCUUAGUCACACUGCUUCCAUUAUCAAAUAUUAUUAGAUCUUGGUGCCUUUGCACGUACCCAUAAUAUAAAGUGAAAAUAUUUUAUACUCUUAUACAACAAUCAUAACAUACCUACAUGAGCGCCAUUAUUACUUAUAAAAUUUUGGCCUCCAAUAACAUAAUUAUUUACAGGAUUCACUCUUAGUGAAUUAAAUUCUAACAUACAAUCAUAGUGAUUUCUUGCUGGUGCCUUUCGAUAUUUCUAAAGAAAAGUAAUUUUCUGAGCUGAUUUUUGUCGAGAAAUUGCCGUUUGGGUAAAUGUAACUAUUUGUAAUUGUAUUCACGAAGAGCUUAAAAAUAAAUACAUAUUAUCUCAAAAA